UCUUUCCUUGAAUCCAAUCGAAGCAAGAAGCGAUCUUCUUUUCGGAGUUUCUCGAGGUGGCAUCGGCCAUGGCGGGGGCGCUGCACGUGCCCGCAUUGGCGCUCGGAUCGGGCGGCGGCGAUCGCCGGUCUCUUGGCUUCCCUCGGCUCCGGGGCAGAGCUCGGGGAUCCGCAGGGUCGUCGUCCUUCCUUGGUGAAAGGAUUUGUCGCCCGGGAAGAUCGCUCGGGAAUCUCCGACCUGGCGGACUCGGAAGAAGGGAUCUUGGGAAGCCCACUGCCACCAUCAACUCUGUUAUUGCCGACGUUGCCAAAGAUAUCCUGCCCCUUCAGGCGCCACGGUUCGAAAGGCCGCUGGGCGAUACGAAAACUGUUGCGAUCAUACUAGGUGGAGGAGCUGGAACUCGACUUUUUCCUCUCACUCGAACGAGGGCGAAACCAGCUGUACCAAUUGGAGGGUGUUACAGGCUUAUUGAUGUUCCAAUGAGCAACUGCAUCAAUAGUGGGAUAAAUAAAAUAUAUGUUCUAACUCAAUUUAACUCUCAGUCCCUCAAUCGCCAUCUUGCUCGGGCUUAUGAUUUUGGUAAUGGGGUAAAUUUUGGUGACGGAUUUGUGGAGGUACUAGCAGCAACCCAAACACCUGGGGAAUUUGGAAAGAGAUGGUUUCAGGGAACAGCAGAUGCUGUUAGGCAAUUCAUAUGGCUAUUUGAGGAUGCCAGACUCAGACAUAUAGAGAACAUACUGAUUUUGUCUGGUGAUCAUCUAUAUCGAAUGGAUUACAUGGACUUUGUGCAGAAACACCUUAACUGUGGUGCAGAUAUAUCUGUUUCUUGUGUCCCUAUGGAUGACAGUCGUGCUUCCGAUUUUGGAUUGAUGAAGAUUGACAAAGUAGGGCGCAUCCACAAGUUUCUUGAAAAACCCAUGGGUGAAUCUCUAAGAACCAUGGAAGUGGACACAACUGUCCUAGGAUUGCUUCCUGAAGAGGCAAAGAAGUAUAAAUACAUUGCAUCAAUGGGAAUAUAUGUGUUCAAGACAGAUGUUCUUCUGAAGCUUCUAAG
Messenger RNA from Elaeis guineensis (African oil palm), 1054 nucleotides. The record is from RefSeq and is a predicted model, not a curated record. Lineage: Eukaryota; Viridiplantae; Streptophyta; Magnoliopsida; Arecales; Arecaceae.